Molecule: messenger RNA, 1757 nt
Organism: Mangifera indica (mango)
Lineage: Eukaryota; Viridiplantae; Streptophyta; Magnoliopsida; Sapindales; Anacardiaceae
Product: transcription factor TGA1-like
Exons: 9
Coding region: 210-1331 (373 amino acids)
Biological process (GO): regulation of DNA-templated transcription; DNA-templated transcription
Molecular function (GO): DNA-binding transcription factor activity; sequence-specific DNA binding
Source: RefSeq, a predicted model, not a curated record
CGAGUGAAUCGAGUUUCACCCCAACUUCAACAAGGAAACUUGCUCUUUCUACUACUACUUCUGCUACCAUUUCUUUCAUUCUUCCUUGUCGUUUUAAGUUCUGUUGCUGUUCUUGCAGAGAACAGUCUGAGCUUUUAGCGGGAAAUUAACCGAUUAAAUAACUUCCCUUCUCAUUCAUGCAUGCCAGUUUGAAGUGAAAUAAAAAGUGAAUGGAGUUGCAUCCCAUCAUGAGUUCAAAGGGCAUGAACUCUCCGUCUGCCCAGUUUGUCACCCCAAGUAGAUUGGGAAUUUAUGAGCCCAUUCAUCAACUUGGCACAUGGGGGGGAAACAUUAAAAGUAAUGGCAAUCCGAGUACAUCAACACCUAUGAUUGUGGAGGUGGAUACAAAACUAGACACUCAGUCAGAGGAUACUUCACAUGGAACAUUCCCACCUUCUAACAAGUAUGAACAAGAAGCAAGUAAACCUGUUGAUAAGAUACAAAGACGUCUUGCACAGAACCGUGAAGCUGCUCGUAAAAGCCGGUUGCGGAAAAAGGCCUAUGUUCAGCAGCUUGAAUCUAGUAGAUUAAAGUUAGUUCAGUUGGAGCAGGAACUCGAGCGAGACAGACAACAGGGUUUGUACAUGGGUGGUGGAGUAGAAGGUUCUCAGAUUGGGUUCUCUGGACCUGUAAACUCAGGAAUUGCCGCGUUUGAGAUGGAGUAUGGACACUGGGUUGAAGAGCAAAAUAGGCAAAUUUGUGAACUGAGGUCUGCUCUGCAGGCCCAUAUUAGUGAUAUAGAGCUUCACAUACUAGUGGAGGGUGGCAUGAGUCACUAUUUUGAACUUUUCCGCUUGAAAUCCGCUGCUGCAAAAGACGAUGUUUUCUAUGUAAUGUCUGGCAUGUGGAAGACAGCAGCUGAACGGUUUUUCUUUUGGAUAGGAGGAUUUCGCCCAUCAGAGCUUCUUAAGGUUCUCCAUCCUCAUCUUGACACCUUGACGGAUUCGCAAUUUAUGGAUGUUAAUAACUUAAGACAAUCGUGUCAGCAAGCAGAAGAUGCUCUUUCACAAGGCAUGGAUAAAUUGCAGUCAACACUUGCUGAUACUGUAGCUGCUGGUCAACUGGUCGAAGGAGGUUGCAUCCCACGGAUACCCACUGCAAUGGAAAAGUUGGAAGCUCUAGUCAGCUUCGUGAACCAGGCUGACCAUCUUCGCCAGGAAACGCUACAGCAGAUGUUUCGAAUCCUAACAACUCGCCAGGCAGCUAGAGGCCUGCUUGCACUGGGAGAGUACUUCCAGCGGCUUAGAGCUUUGAGUUCAAUUUGGGCCACCCGUCCUCGUGAGCCUGCCUAAUCUAACACUGGGAAUAAAAAAAUCUACAAGCUCAAAAUCCCUAGAAGAUCACCGAUGUCCAAACAUUGUUUCACCAAUCAGAGGCAUGUGUGGACAUUGUUAUAAAACAUAAUCUGCAUGCAUUAUGUUACUGACAUUUUUUGAAGCAGCCGCAAGCGACCUGAGAAAUUGUAAAUAUAUAUAGUCUUUUAGCCGAAAGGAAGUUAAGUUUGUAAUUAAUUUUAUCAUCUUUUAAAGAAAAUAUUUGUGUUGUAUGUUUUGGAGUACCGUUGCAAUGUUGUCAUGUAAAAUCUUGUAGUUCAACAUUCUCUGUACUUGGCAUGUUUGUUACACAAAUUGUGUAUUUUGUAACGUUUUCGUGUUUCCGUAUGAGAAGAUAAUUGUUCUGGAAAUUCCGGUGUACAUUAAUAAAGAUUUGUUCAUUGA